This is a messenger RNA of Neltuma alba, 1854 nucleotides long. Its product is annotated as post-GPI attachment to proteins factor 3. The transcript is spliced from 5 exons. Gene Ontology annotation, molecular function: hydrolase activity, acting on ester bonds. The coding region runs from base 343 to 1380 and encodes 345 amino acids. Gene Ontology annotation, biological process: GPI anchor biosynthetic process. Lineage: Eukaryota; Viridiplantae; Streptophyta; Magnoliopsida; Fabales; Fabaceae. The record is from RefSeq and is a predicted model, not a curated record. Gene Ontology annotation, cellular component: endoplasmic reticulum membrane.
CAUCUGCGCGUGCCUCCUCGGAGAUCAAAGCUCCUCCCGAGAUGCUGGUCCAAGCUUUGGCCCCCUUCAUCCGCACUCAACGGCCAACACUGCCCUCAUAUUCCAUAUCCAACUUGCUCUCUAGCUGACUCGUUUCCUCGUCUUCUGAGUCAAUCCCUCUGCUCCACUCGUUCCGAGAUCAACCUUCUUCACUCGCAAUUUCCCUUUUUCUCUGUCGUCCCCUUUCUUCUUGGUGAAUCAACGUAAUCCCAUUCAUUUCUUUCGUCCAUGCAAAACCCUCCAGGUCGCCGUCGAUUUUGUUUGAAUUCUGAAGGCUGUUUUCCCUUUUGACUUCGCAUUUUCAUGAAUCGGAUGGCUCCGUUUCACUGGGUCUUCUUCCUUGUCACUCUCUGGUGCCUUCUUCGUGGCCUGGACGCUAGCGAUGGCGAUGCGGAUCCGCUUUACAAGAGUUGUGUGGAGCAGUGUGAGAAAACUGGAUGUGUAGGGACUACAUGCUUUCAACAUUGUAAAUUUUCAUCAGACGGAAAACCAAUUGAUGGUCCAUGGUAUAUGCAUGAACCCCUUUACCUGAGGUGGAAACAGUGGGAUUGCCGCACCGACUGUCGCUACUAUUGCAUGCUAUCUAGAGAGGAAGAAAGAAUGAAACUUGGUGGCAAGCCUGUUAAAUAUCACGGAAAAUGGCCAUUUCAGCGUGUUUAUGGGAUUCAGGAGCCUGUCGCUGUGGCACUCUCUGCCCUUAAUCUCGCUGUGCAAUUCCAUGGUUGGGUAUCCUUUUUCAUUCUUGUAUACUAUAAGUUGCCUUUGAGAUCAAAUAAGAAGACAUACUAUGAGUUCACUGGCUUGUGGCACAUCUAUGGGAUACUAUCAAUGAAUUCAUGGUUUUGGAGUGCUGUAUUUCAUAGUAGAGAUGUGGAAUUAACAGAAAGGCUGGAUUAUUCUUCUGCUGUGGCCUUGCUGGGAUUUACCCUCAUUCUGGCGAUACUCCGGGCAUUUAAUUUGAGAGAUGAGGCUUCAAGAGUCAUGGUUGCUGCUCCCCUGAUUGCUUUUCUGACAACUCAUAUCCUGUUUCUAAAUUUCUACCAACUUGAUUAUGGUUGGAACAUGAAAGUGUGCCUUGUGAUGGCUGUUUCCCAGCUUUUAAUUUGGGCAAUUUGGGCAGGUGCUUGCCAUCACCCAGCACGGUUAAAGUUAUGGGUGGUGGUGGUGGGAGGAGGGCUGGCUAUGCUCUUGGAGAUAUAUGACUUCCCACCUUACAUGGGUUAUGUGGAUGCUCAUGCUCUUUGGCAUGCAACCACAAUCCCUCUUUCAUACCUGUGGUGGAGCUUUAUCAGGGAUGAUGCUGAGUUCACCACCACAUCGCUUGUCAAGAAGGUGAAAUAGUAUUUGACUCAGCAAACAUAGGGGUUGGAUCAGACACGACAAGCUUGCUUUUGUUUGUGAAUUAGAACUAUCUUUUUCCUCGUGUAUGCAUUUGAUUCCGAUGCUUUCCACGAUGGUUCCCUUCCUGGGUUUGUUUGGUAAAUGCCAUAUUAUUUCACCUCCCUCAUGUGAGGGAUCCUUUUGUUUUUUAAACUGGAAUCUACAUUUGCUUUGCCUAGUUCUCUGUUUUAAGAAGUCCCUUCCUUCUUGACAACCACUAUCAGCCCCAUAUAUUCUCUAGGAAAUGAUGUAACAACAGAAAUGGGAUUGAAUUAAUGGCUGGAUGAAAUGAAGGAAUAGUGUGACUUUCAAACGUGUCUGACUUUCCAUGAAAAUGAAAAUUAGAUGCCUUUUCAUAUGCAUUACACAGUUUGAGAUAUGUUGUAAUGUUCAUGCCUUAAGAGUAGCGUGGUUUGUUAUAAAUUUAAUAUUUCA